Messenger RNA from Fonsecaea pedrosoi CBS 271.37, 1470 nucleotides. RefSeq lists its product as uncharacterized. The record is from RefSeq and is a predicted model, not a curated record. Gene Ontology annotation, molecular function: 1,3-beta-glucanosyltransferase activity. Gene Ontology annotation, biological process: fungal-type cell wall (1->3)-beta-D-glucan biosynthetic process. The coding region runs from base 1 to 1470 and encodes 489 amino acids. The transcript has 5 exons. NCBI's taxonomy places the organism in Eukaryota, Fungi, Ascomycota, Eurotiomycetes, Chaetothyriales, Herpotrichiellaceae. Gene Ontology annotation, cellular component: fungal-type cell wall; cytoplasm.
AUGGGUGCUCCAUCGACCUUGAUUUUCGUGGUCCUGGCGGCCAUCUGUGCCACGAUCAACGCAAUUCCCACCAUCUCAGUGGUCGGUUCAAAGUUCUUCACAAGCGAUGGCGACCAAUUCUUCGUCAAAGGUGUUGCGUACCAGCUGGUCGAAGACGACCCUCUCGUCAACACCACCCAAUGUCAACUGGAUGCCACACUCAUGCAGCAGCUAGGCGCAAACGCCAUUCGUGUGUACCAUGUGGACGCCUCGGCCGAUCAUGCCGGUUGUAUGAACGCUUUUGCCGCUGCUGGGAUUUACCUGUUUGUGGAUAUGGACAGCUUCAAAACAUACAUUCGAUAUGAAUCUGACUCGUCGUGGACCGCGAACAAAUCGGCUUCGUAUAGAGCUGUUAUGGACAACUUUCAACAAUACGACAACACCGCUGGGUUUUUCGUGGGCAACGAGGUGCUCAAUGUUUUGGCCGAUUCUGGCGCUGCGCCCUAUCUUCUCUCCGCAGCUGCCGACCUCAAGAGUUACCGAGAUGCCAAAGGCUACCGCAAGAUUCCUAUCGGCUACUCGGCAACUGACACUGCCGUUCUUCGGCCUAUGCUUCAGGACUACUUGGUGUGCCGCCCUAACGUGACUGAGCGCCUCGACUUCUACGCAUUGAACAGCUACGAGUGGUGUGGCUCUACACCUGAUUUUCAGACUUCAGGAUACAUUGGACUGCAGGCACUUGCCGAGGAUUACCCAGUACCUAUUUUCUUCUCCGAGGAUGGCUGCAAUACCGUACCGCCGCGCACAUUCAACGAUCAAGCUGCCAUCUUUGGACCGCAGAUGGUGGACACCUGGUCUGGAGCCAUCAUCUACGAAUGGAUUCAAGAGAUGAACAAUUAUGGACUUGUGUCGUAUGGUCCGCAGGUGGGACCAGACGUCAACCAAGGGUCAACCAUAAUACAAGGAUUCACCCGCCAAGGAGUACCGACUCCUGUAUCACCAGAUUUCAGCAACCUCCAACAACAAUGGAAGACCCUGAACCCUACAGGGGUGAAAUCAGUCCAGUAUGCGGCGACAGUCAAGACCACGCCACCACCUUGCCCAAGUUCGACCGCAGGAGGAUGGACAGUGGACCCUAGCGCGCCUCUCCCCACGGUUGGAGUCGGUGCCGUCUCAGCAGGUAUGCCAAACGGCGUGCCGAAGGGCAGCAUUACAGUGGACCCUUCUGCCGCCAGGACCCCUUCUCCUUAUACUUCGCUCUCUGUUUCUGCUCUUUCCACGUCGCUCGCAUUUUCGACUUCGCAGACCGGUAGUACUUACAGCUCGACAGUCACCCCAUCGUCGAUGACCAGCAGCACGGCAUCGGCGGCCACCUCGCAAGGUGCUGCUGGCAGAACCGUUUACGGACCUCCCUCGUUCAAGGAUGCUGGGCUGGUAGGUAUGGUGCUUGCAUUGGCGUCUGUGGGCGCUGGGGUAAUGGUGUGGCUGUGA